Myotis myotis is the source of this 3638-nucleotide messenger RNA. RefSeq names its product aldehyde dehydrogenase 5 family member A1 (gene ALDH5A1). The record is from RefSeq and is a predicted model, not a curated record. Gene Ontology annotation, biological process: GABA catabolic process. Gene Ontology annotation, molecular function: succinate-semialdehyde dehydrogenase (NAD+) activity. Bases 69 to 1637 code for a protein of 522 amino acids. NCBI's taxonomy places the organism in Eukaryota, Metazoa, Chordata, Mammalia, Chiroptera, Vespertilionidae. The transcript has 10 exons.
GGGCGCUGCUCCGCGUCCGCCACCCGCCUCCGCGCCCGGCUCUCCGCUCCGCUCCGCGCGCCCGGGCCAUGGCGACCUGCGUGCGGCUGCCGCGCUGCGGGGCCCCGCGCCUCCGACCCGCGCUCCUCGGCCCCCGCGCCGGCGGCGGGGCGCCCGGGCCGGGCCCGCUCCGGACCUACGCGCCGGGCCUCCCCGCGGCGCUGCUGCGCACCGACUCCUUCGUGGGCGGCCGCUGGGUCCCCGCCGCCGCCGCCUUCCCCGUGCGCGACCCGGCCAGCGGCGCCGAGCUGGGCCGGGUGGCCGACUGCGGGGCGCCCGAGGCCCGCGCCGCCGUGCGCGCCGCCCACGACGCCUUCCGCGGCUGGAAGGGCGCCCUGGCCAAGGAACGGAGCGCGUUGCUUCGGAAAUGGUAUGACCUGAUGAUGCAACACAAGGACGACCUGGCCAGGAUCAUCACAGCCGAGAGCGGGAAGCCGCUGAAGGAGGCGCAGGGGGAGGUUCUGUACUCCGCCCAGUUCCUGGAGUGGUUUUCGGAGGAAGCGCGCCGCAUCUACGGGGACGUCAUCAGCACCGCCUCCCGGGAGAAGCGGGCCCUGGUGCUCAAGCAGCCGGUCGGAGUGGCCGCCGUCAUCACCCCGUGGAACUUCCCCAGCGCCAUGAUCACCCGCAAGGUGGGGGCCGCCCUGGCCGCCGGCUGCACCGUCGUGGUCAAACCUGCCGAAGACACGCCCUUCUCAGCCCUGGCGCUGGCCGAGCUCGCCAACCAGGCUGGGAUCCCCCCCGGGGCCUACAACGUGGUGCCCUGCUCCCGGAGGAGGGCCCAGGAGGUGGGGGAGGCGCUUUGCACCGACCCGCUCGUGUCCAAGAUUUCCUUCACCGGCUCCACGGCCACCGGGAAGGCGCUGCUGCACCAUGCGGCCAACUCCGUGAAGAGGGUGUCCAUGGAGCUGGGCGGCCUCGCCCCGUUCAUCGUGUUUGACAGCGCCAACGUGGACCAGGCCGUGGCGGGGGCCAUGGCCUCGAAAUUCAGGAACUCGGGACAGACCUGUGUGUGCUCCAACCGGUUCCUGGUGCAGAGCGGGAUCCACGACGCCUUCGUGAGCAAGCUGGCGGAGGCGAUGCGGGCCAGCCUGCGUGUGGGGAACGGGUUUGAGGAAGGGACGACUCAAGGCCCGCUGAUCAACGAGAAGGCGGUGGAAAAGGUGGAGACGCACGUGAGCGACGCACUGGCCAAAGGGGCCACCCUCGUGACCGGCGGGAAGCGGCACCAACUUGGGAACAACUUCUUUGAGCCCACGCUGCUCAGCAACGUCACGCGGGACAUGCUCUGCGCGCGGGAGGAGACCUUCGGGCCCCUGGCCCCGGUCAUCAAGUUCCACACGGAGGAGGAGGCGCUGGUGAUCGCGAAUGCGGCCGACGUGGGGUUAGCAGGCUACUUCUACUCCCAGGACCCCGCCCAGAUCUGGCGGGUGGCGGAGCAGCUGGAGGUGGGCAUGGUGGGUGUCAACGAAGGGCUGCUCUCGGCCGUGGAGUGCCCGUUUGGUGGCGUGAAGCAGUCAGGCCUCGGACGCGAGGGCUCCAAGUACGGCAUCGACGAGUACCUGGAGGUCAAGUACGUGUGCCUCGGCGGCUUGUAGGGUCCGUGUGCUUUAGGAAAUAAAGGAGCUCGCCUGCGCCCGUGGCACACGCCACCUGUCAAUGCACCCACAGGCGUCUGAACUACAGUAGCUUCUCUAGUCUCCUCACCCGAGGGUAUUGUCCAUUGAGUUUUAGAGAGUGGAAGGGGGAGAAACAUUGAUGUGAGAGAGACAUUGAUUGGUUGCCUCCCGCACGAGCCCUCACCUGGGCUGGGGAUCAACCUGCAACCCAGGGGCAGGCCCUGGACCUAGAAUCAAACCCUUGACCCUUUGGUCUGCUGGCGGGCACCUUAACCACCGAGCAGAACCCUAACCACUGAGCAGAACCCUAACUACCGAGCCAAACCCUAACCACUGAACCAAACCCUAACCACCGAGCCGAACCCGCUUUUAAAACUUUACCAAGUUUUUAAAGCUCAUCCAGACCUCCUCAUCUUAAACAGGUGGGACUCUGCCUCUCCCCUUACCUAACUAGGGACAUCAGGUGCCACAUGCCUGUGGCUACAGACUCCCCGCGACCCGCCACGGACUGUCUGCCUCUAGCAAAGGGCAGCAGGCAGCAAGCUGGCCCGGUGGCCCCUCCCAAGGCUGGUGACCUCUGGGCGUGACUCCGCCCCCCGCACGUGGCUCAGAGCUUAGACCAGAGGAGAGGGGCCCGGUGUUACCCGCCGUAUGUGUGUGCGUGCAUAUGUACGUACGUGUUCACAGCCCAGCGCUAAGAACGGUUUUCAUAUUCCCAAAUGGGGGAGGGAACAAUACUGUUUCAUGACACGAAAAUUUUAUGAAACUCAGACUUAGCGUCUGUAAAUACAAGGUUAUUGGAACACGGCCACAGCCCUGAACCUGCCAGAGGGGCUGUGGCUACUCUCCUGGCCGAGCCGAGUGCCUGUCACAGGGACAGUGCGGCCCCGAAGCCUGAGACACAAACUCUGGCUCUUAGAGAAUGUCCUGCCCUGCCCUGGGCCCGGAGGGAGGGACUGUCCCAGCCCUGACCUCGACCCCGAGGGAGGGACUUUCCCAGCCCUGACCUAGACCCCAAGGGAGGGACCCAGCCCCUGACUGACCUCGACCCCGAGCGGGCGAGGGACUGACCUGCCUGCGAUUGUCGGUUACUCGUGGCGAGCGCCCGCCUGUAACGGUAUCCUCUGUGCUGUGCCCAGUGAGUUCUCCCGAGAACUCCCCGCAGUUAUCACGUAACUCAAAGGAAAAGUAAACGGCAAUACAAACGGCCCCAAAUCCUUAAAAAAGCAGCAUGUGUCUCCGACACGUAAGCCCUGCGGCUGGAGGCCUGCCCUCGUCCACUGUCCUCCUAAGAGGACGCCGGAGCCGGGCAAACGGUCUCCCACAUUUGCGUAUGAGGCCUUCGUGCGGUUGACGGGUGUUUCCGGAGCCCGGGAUUGAAGGUAAAUUAUUUCCCACAUUCCAGUGUCCACAAGGCCCUUAUCCAGUGUGAAUUCUCCGGUGUUUAAUGCGGCUAGAGCUACGGCUAAAAGAUUGCCUGUCUCCCCGGCCCCAGGGUCCUGUAUAAAUGUCGUUCGCAGGUUUACACAUCCCUACAGUUCUCAGCCUUGAGGACGCACAUUCCCCACUGAGCUCCCUCCCCCCUCCCCCCGCACCUCCAUGCAGAGUCCUCACCUGGAGAGCUCAGCUGCUCCUUGAUCCUCACCCCUGUGAGUGGCUUUUAACUACGAAUUUGUGCCAAGUGUUCGUUCUCCUUCCCUGCCCACCUUUCCUGGUGGGGAGACCCGUGAGGGCAGAAGCACAGCAGCUCAGCCGGCCUCACUGGGAGCGCACUGUCCGUGCAGUAACCGGCCAUCGUGGUAACGACGUGGUGCGCGUGGCCGGGGCAGCCUUUCACUGGCUCAUGUCUGUGCUGCGACUUCCUCGUGCUCUGUGUUGUGGGAUGAAACGGGAGUUCGUGGGAACUGUGCGGACGGUCUGUUUUUCAGCUCCUGUCUCCCGGUUUGUGCAGCUGUCAUUAAUAAAUGUGAAUUAACAACU